This is a messenger RNA of Neospora caninum, 756 nucleotides long. RefSeq lists its product as hypothetical. Bases 1 to 756 code for a protein of 251 amino acids. NCBI's taxonomy places the organism in Eukaryota, Apicomplexa, Conoidasida, Eucoccidiorida, Sarcocystidae. The transcript has a single exon. The record is from RefSeq and is a predicted model, not a curated record.
AUGGAUUACUCUUACUCGUACGCGCCUUUUGCGGAGACCCCCGCGGGAGAGACCGCUGUGACAUUAGGGACAUAUGAAAAUGAGAAUGAAGAGCGAAAAGCAGAAGAGGGUUCACCUUCGCUGGCGUACCCAAACCACUCGAGGGUGCCGAGAGUACGCCGGGCCUCCAGAAGGCGCGCAGUGGAGCAGGGAGAAGGAAGUUUUCGUUCAUACAGGACACGGAAAAUUGCCCGAGGCGCCAAGGUAGAUCCACUGAUUGUCGCCGCUGGACUUGUGCUUGUUUCCCUGCUGGCAUUCCAUGGCGUGAGGCAGGUUGUUCAGCGAGCUACGGCCCCGCCACUCCACUUGAAAUCGGCCGAUGGAAAAACGCCUGCGAGCAGUGCAGUAGCAACGGAGAAGAAAGAUCGAGAGGCUGCUCAGAACCUACAGACACAAGCGGGAGGAGUGCAUUCUCGCGCUGUGGGCGAGUCUACUCCAUCAAAAAACAUUAUCCAGCAUUUUUUCGCUACGAUGCCGUGGGGGAAAUUCGUGGUGGAGCACUUCCCUGUAGUCUUGGCGCUGUACUCGCCUGUUCUAGCCAUCACCUUUGCCAUAGCCUCAUUUUACCUCAGGGAAGUGCCAGGAGCUAUGGAUAAGGUUUUGGGCCUCUUCAGAAAACAAGAUGUCACUAAAGUGGUCGCCAACGCCAAAGUCCUGCUCGGCAGUACCGUGACGACGCUUGAGUCGCUGGAAGAACUGCAACGGAAAAACAAAUAG